AUGGCUGAGACCCAGCGUCGUCCUCGUGUCUACUUCGACAUUCAGAUUGGCAGCCAGAAGGCUGGCCGUGUUGCGCUUGAAUUGUUCAACGAUGUCGUUCCCAAGACCGCAGAGAACUUUCGCGCCCUUUGUACAGGCGAGAAGGGCACGGGAAAGCAAGGGAAACCACUGAGCUACAAGGGAUCCAUUUUCCACCGUGUGAUCAAGCAGUUUAUGAUCCAGGGUGGUGACUUCACCAACUUCAAUGGAACCGGUGGUGAAUCCAUCUACGGCGAGAAAUUCCCCGACGAGAACUUCGAGCUCAAGCACGACAGACCUUUCCUCCUCUCGAUGGCCAACUCUGGUCCUGGCACCAAUGGCAGCCAGUUUUUCAUCACCACUGUCCCAACUCCCCACCUGGACGGCAAGCACGUGGUCUUCGGUGAGGUGAUUAACGGAAAGAGUAUUGUUCGCAAGAUCGAGAAUAUGCCUACCCAAGCCGACAAGCCUACCACCGACGUGACCAUCGUUGACUGCGGUGAGCUCUCUGGCGAGGACUACGAGAACGCCACGAAGCAGGUUGCCGAUGCCACCGGAGACCCCUACGAGGACUACCCCGAUGAUCACCAGGGCGAGGAGCUCAACGCUCAGGUCUGCUUCAAGAUCGCUUCCGAGCUGAAGAACUUUGGCAACACUGCUUUCAAGAGCGGCGACCUUGCCCUAGGCCUUGACAAGUACCAGAAGGGCCUGCGCUACCUGAACGAAUUCCCUGAUCCCGAUGAGAACGAUCCCAAGGACCUCGAGCCUCAGAUGAAAUCUCUUCGCUUCACUCUUCACUCCAACUCGUCCCUGCUCGCGAACAAGCUUGGUCAAUACAAGAAUGCCCAGAACUGGGCUACCUACGCCCUUGAAGUCGCCGACGCCGCCAACGCCAAGGAAGCAGAUAAAGCCAAGGCCUACUAUCGCCGCGCUGUCGCCUACAGUGGCCUGAAGGAGGAAGAUGAGGCUCUGAAGGAUCUCCAGGAAGCUUUGAAGCUGGCCCCCGGUGACGCUGGCAUUCUCAACGAGAUCGCCAAGGUCAAGAAGGCGAUCAAAGACCGUGAAGCUAAGGAAAAGGCCGCUGCUCGGAAGUUCUUCUCAUAG
Molecule: messenger RNA, 1122 nt
Organism: Aspergillus lentulus
Lineage: Eukaryota; Fungi; Ascomycota; Eurotiomycetes; Eurotiales; Aspergillaceae
Product: CYP40/PPID family peptidylprolyl isomerase
Biological process (GO): protein peptidyl-prolyl isomerization; protein folding
Cellular component (GO): intracellular membrane-bounded organelle; cytoplasm
Molecular function (GO): protein binding; peptidyl-prolyl cis-trans isomerase activity; cyclosporin A binding
Source: RefSeq, a predicted model, not a curated record